UGCAAAUGCGGGGCCACUGGAGAGAGUGGAAGGGCUGGAUUGGCUGCGAUUGAGCACUGAGGAGUUCCCUGAAAGAUGGCAGAUGAAGUCUCCCAUGCUGGAAAGGAAACCUGCAGUGAGCAGGCUAGAAGAAGCCAAGUCUCUGGUCCACGUUCACAGUUCCAGAGAAGCUUCAUCCAGAGAGUAACGUUGCUGGGAAGACUGCCCACCAGAUUUGUCCUCCAUCGAGAAAAGAAGCAGAAGGUUGCUGCUCUACUGGGGAUUGACCCAGAAGCCAUGAAGCCUCUUCCAGAGGGAGACUUAGACCAUUGCCUGCUGAGUAAGGUGGACCUCAGGCGACAGCAGGUUUCUCAGACUGUGGAGGAGGUACAGAGAGUCAUUCACCUUCUGACAGCAGAAAUCAGCCGCCAGGACAGUCGGUUCGAAGCCGUGCCCGCCUCUGACACACACAAUGACAGCAUUAAGGUUUUGGCCCCCAGCCUCUUCCACAUCACCGUCCCACUGAAAGGCCUCGCAGGGUACAAGGGGGUCCGGACGCAGCGCUGGCGGUACUACAACCUGCAGGGCACCAAGCUCACCUGCCCUUUGCGGGCCCCCGAAGGCCUGCAACAGUGGCUGGAGACCGAGAUGUUCAUGAAGACCCUGUGGCAGUGGCACAAGGCAGAUGUGAACAUUGAGGGGGACAUCGUGCCAGCCAAAGUCCUCCAGAUGUUCCGGACGCUGGUGGAAAAUGCAGUGAGAACCUGUCACCUAUCAGGUAAAGUCACUGUGCUAGAAAAACGCACUACAGUUUGGGUUGCCAUGGAAACAUCCACAGGCCAAGUGGAGCUGGAGCUGGCCCCCACCGUGGAGAUCCCCACCGCCUGGCCCGAGAAAGCCCAGUGGCCUCGGUGUCUGAAGCGGUGGCCUUCCCCAGAGAGAGUGGAGUGUGUCAAGUCAUUCGGGUUUAACCUGGUGGCCCAGUCCAGCUAUCACUGGCAGCUGAGCUUCGCGCAGGCCGAGCGGGUGCUGCUGGAGCAGCUGGAUGAGGACGGCGGCUGCCGCAGGCAGUGCUUUCAGGCGCUGAGGCAGCUGAAGGAAGACCUGUGGUGUCCAGGGAGGAGGCCAGUCCUCACCACCCACCACCUGCAGAAUGUGCUCUUCUGGACUUGUGAGAAAUACCCCCACCUCAAGGACUGGCAGGUCUUCCAUCAAGCACUCCUGCGCCUAGUCCGGAAGCUACACAGAUGUGUGAGCCAGCACUUCCUGAAGCACUAUUUUGUUCCAAAGAGCAACCUCCUUCAGUCAGCUAACCCAAGUGAGCUCGACACUGUGGCCCAGAGAGUGGCCCUUUUCCUGAAGAAUCCACAGGUCGAGCUGCCCUGAGAUGGCUCAAGGAAUCCCGGCUUCGUUCCUUCCUGCUUGACUUCCUUCUCAGGGUGGUUCCUCUGUCCACAGCCAGGAUCCUGUGCUAGAGAGAGGCCUGCCAGUGACAGAGAGCCCAUCAGAGACAGAACUGCUCCUGCCUCAGGCCACACAAGCAUUUCAUCUUCCUUACCUCCCUUGGGGAGAGCUCUCAUCCAGUUCCCCAGUGACUGAUUUUCCUUGCCCGUGAGAUGGGCUCAGGGCAGGCCAGGCAUUAGCCUGCUGCUAGUGAGUUCCCCAGCUGGCUGGACCAGAACCAGUACAACAACAGACAGUCCACCAGCAAUUGGCAUCCUUUAUAACUCUCUGUGCUCCAGCUCCAAACAGAGGCCAGUGGUCCAGGCUCCUGAGCUGUUCUCCUGUUCUUCUCUCAAGUGUGGGGAGUCAUCGUGAGGCUGAGGGAAAAUCCCAGAGAAGAUGCAGCUGGAACUCUGUCACCUGACUCGUCACAACCCUCUCUGCCACGGUCAAGCCUAGAACUUGCUUCCCUUUCAGGAAUGAGCUCUGCUGUGGCCUUGCACGGGUCCACCUCCACGUCCUUCAUGUCCAUCCAGAUGUUAGCUCAACCCGUUCACUCACUCACUGACACGUAAAUCCUGUAUUCACCAGGCACUGAGAAUACAGGAACGAACAAGACGGACUCACUGGAGAAGACAGGAAGCGAACAGCAGAUCGGUGAAUGAACUCCAACACCACACCCAGGAGGAAGAUCCGGAGGGAGAGAGAGUGGACAGCUAAGGGAGGCCAGAAUGGCCACCUCAGGCAGGCUGGGAGGGAUGGGUAGGUGGGCGUCCCCGGCUGUGUAAAGCUGGGGUGGAAUCCAUACUGUGGUAUCCUGGUAUCAAAGGUGCAACAUUUACCUCCAACAAAAACAAAGACUUUGUAGUCUGAAGCACAUUUCAGAUGGUGGCUCUGGUGACUGUGUCUGGUGACACUGAGGCCCCUGCUCUUCCUCGUUCAGGGUCUACCAGCCCCACAGCGUCACACAUCGGCCGUCUGAGGCCACACCCUUAGAGCGAGUGGCUUCCUUUGGCAUUUUCUUAAGCUUCUCAACUCCAGGGAAUCCUUUAUGAAUUGUCAACAUUUUCCCCAAAAUAGUGCUUAACAAAGUAAUAUUCUUAAAGACACAAACACUGCUUUGGAGCCUUUGAAGAAGCCCUCAUGCGACAGACUGGGCUUUGACGUUCUGAGCAUGCGCCCUGCCAGUGAUCUGCACUGACCUUUUAUUUAGAGGCUGGAUCUCACGAAGUUGCCCAGGAUGGCUCUAU
Molecule: messenger RNA, 2672 nt
Organism: Apodemus sylvaticus (European woodmouse)
Lineage: Eukaryota; Metazoa; Chordata; Mammalia; Rodentia; Muridae
Gene: Mab21l3
Product: mab-21 like 3
Exons: 7
Coding region: 76-1365 (429 amino acids)
Source: RefSeq, a predicted model, not a curated record